Thalassophryne amazonica is the source of this 2225-nucleotide messenger RNA. RefSeq names its product glucocorticoid modulatory element binding protein 2 (gene gmeb2). Gene Ontology annotation, cellular component: nucleus. Bases 212 to 1765 code for a protein of 517 amino acids. The record is from RefSeq and is a predicted model, not a curated record. Gene Ontology annotation, biological process: positive regulation of transcription by RNA polymerase II. The transcript has 10 exons. Lineage: Eukaryota; Metazoa; Chordata; Actinopteri; Batrachoidiformes; Batrachoididae. Gene Ontology annotation, molecular function: RNA polymerase II cis-regulatory region sequence-specific DNA binding; DNA-binding transcription activator activity, RNA polymerase II-specific.
GAUGUAGCGGAAGAAGAAGAAAAAGGUCGUGUAUAAAAUCCAGCCUUUGAUCGUCUUUUUAAAAAUUUAUUUAGCGAAUUUUUUUGCGGGAUUUUCCGGAACGCCGCGUCGGCGGAUCACAAGCCGGCGGAAGGACACGGUGUUGUUAUGAGCACGUGACGGUUUCAACGUACGUUAACGACGAUUUGACGUCGCGCCUCGUUGACCGGACAUGGCUUCAUCAGAGGUCAACAUGCAGGAAAUGGGUGAAGUUGUGAUCGUGGCCUUACCGGAGGCAGUUACUGAGGACCUGCCCGCAGUGGUGGAGGAGGACAAAGCAGUGUUGGUGACCUCGGAGCUGAGCCCUCCGCCAGGAGAAGACGUUCUGACGGUGGUGCCAAUGGAAGGAGACGCUGAGAGCAGCAGAACGGGCUUGAUGUCCAAAGAAGAGGCCGUCAUCGUGAAGCUCACUGAGGAGGUGGAUGUGGAAGCGGACGUCUUCUACCCCAUCACCUGUGGAGACUCCAAAGCGACGCUGGUCUGGAAGAAGUUUGUGUGUCCUGGCAUCAAUGUGAAGUGUGUGCAGUUCUGUGAGCAACUUAUCAGUCCCAAGGAGUUUGUCUGCUUAGCGGGUAAAUCCACCCUGAAGGACUGGAAACGAGCCAUUCGCCUCAACGGAACCAUGCUCAGGAAGAUCAUGGACUCUGGUGAGCUGGACUUUUAUCAGCACUCAAAGGUUUGCUCCAACACAUGCCGCAGCACCAAGAUCGACCUGGUGGGAAGCAAAGUGUCUGUCAGCAGCGAGCAGGUGGCCGACCUGAUCCCCGCCGCGCUGUCCUCAGCCGACCUGAAUGGAGCAGCUGCCUCGUUUCCAGACGUGAUGGAGGAAACGUCAGAGUGGGUUACAGCCAUCAGAGAGGACUCCGUGGCUUUUUGGCACGGCCUGAAAGAGGUGGGGCUUCUGGAGGAAGUGGUGGAGGAAUUCCAGAAGGAGCUCCAGGAAGUGUUGAAGGGGAUGCAGGAGCGGGUCUGUGAGCCACCGUUACAGGUCAAAGAUGCUGUUUUGCUGAAUAACAUUGUGCAGAACUUUGGGAUGUUGGACCUGGUGAAGAAGGUUCUGGCAAGUCACAAGAAUCAGAUGGACCGACACAGAGAGCAGUACACACGCAGCCUCGCAGCUCUGGAGCACCAGUGUGACGAGCACAGGAAGCGGGCCAAGGAGCUGAAGAGUAAAUCCCAGCACCUCAACAAUGUCCUGAUGACCCUCACCCCGCUGCCUGCAGCCACUGCCGCCAAACGGCCCCGGCUGACCCGCGCCGUCUCCGGUCCAGCCUCCGUCAAUGCCGCCCCGCUUCAGAUCACGCUGCCACUCAGCCAGCUGGCUGGACUACCAGUUGGCAAGGUGCUGACAGUGGCAGGAGCCCCAGCUGGCAGCGGGUACACCCUCCUGACCUCGCCGGUCAUCGGGCCGGAGCUGGCCACUGAUGCCUCAAAUCUGACUGUAGUGUCCGCGGGGGCAGGUCAGGAGGCCACAGCUGCAGCCGGCACCGCUGCGGCUUCAGCGGCCUUUGUUAAAGUGGUUGGAUCUCAGUUUCAGUUGGUAACUUUGCCAGCCGCGCUCCCGAGCCAGGCCACGGCACAGAACGCUGCCCUUUCUCCGCCUGUUGGUGGCGUCGGCGUUGCCACAGCUGAUGUGCCCGGUGAAGACCGAGGUGUCGGUGCUGUGGAGGGUGAGUCGGUCCAGGUGGCAGAAGAAGAUGGGGAGCAGGCAGCACAGCAGCACUGAGAGAACCUGCUACCAGCUCCCUGCUGGACGUUUGAACCCUCGACCCGCUGGUCCCCCAUUUGUUCUGCUCGGACUCUGUAAAUAGUUUUUAUUAAAUUCAGAUGUGUGUUUGCGUCAGCUUUUUUUGUUUUUUUUUUCUGCUCUCGUUGGUGAACUUUAAUGAAGUUUGUUGCAUUAAUUGUGUAUGUUAAAAAAUCACCAUGGUUACCUCCUCCUGCAGAAAGUGAGGAGGCUUCUGAUGUUUCUCUACAAUCUGCUGGAAUCAGAAUGUUUUUGCACCCGUGCACAUACCAUGAGCACGGAGACACCCCAGCUCAGAUGUGGGAGGAGCUUUUAAUAUAUGUCAGAAAACAUCAUUUUCACAGCCAGUCAGAAGGUUUCUAUGUCACCAUGAGUGAAGUCCAUCGCUUGUCAUCUUACGUCACCUGUGACUGAAGAGGCAAAAUGCAAAUAAACAACC